Messenger RNA from Triplophysa dalaica, 875 nucleotides. It is a transcript of the gene ift22, whose product is annotated as intraflagellar transport 22 homolog (Chlamydomonas). The coding region runs from base 255 to 815 and encodes 186 amino acids. The record is from RefSeq and is a predicted model, not a curated record. Gene Ontology annotation, molecular function: GTPase activity. The transcript has 5 exons. Lineage: Eukaryota; Metazoa; Chordata; Actinopteri; Cypriniformes; Nemacheilidae. Gene Ontology annotation, biological process: intracellular protein transport. Gene Ontology annotation, cellular component: endomembrane system.
GCCUUGGAAACGAGAUGUUUAUAUUAGCCAUGAGCUUGCCUUUUCCUCAAUGCGCUUCAUCUAGCUACAUACAUGUAUAUGAGGAAACAUCACAAUGAUCUAUCAAUUCUCACGCUUUAAUCAACAUUUAAUUUUUUAAAGAAAAGAAAUGUUCAGUUGUUUUAAGCGCCUUGGUUUUAGCUUCCUUGCUAGCUAGACUGGCCAACAGAACGACCAGGCAGUUUGGCUUUACCUUUUUCUCUCGAUUCUUGAAGAUGAAGUUGAAAAUACUAUUAAUUGGACCAAGCGAGUGUGGAAAAACAGCUCUGGCUAAUUUUCUCUCCGAUACAACUGAAACAAUCGGGGGGGAUUAUAGUCCAACACAGGGCGUAAGGAUACUUGAAUUUGAAUCACAAAAUCUAUCUAAUGGCAACAAGCAUUCAGUAUGUGAGGUGGAACUGUGGGAUUGUGCUGGAGAUUUUAAGUUUGAAUCAUGCUGGCCAGCUUUGAUGAAAGAAUCCAAUGGGGUGGUUUUAGUAUUCAACCCAGAUGUGCCCAGCCAUCUGAAGGAAAUAGAGACUUGGCAUGCUACAAUCAUCUCCUCUCAGGGGUUACUGGAGACCCAGUGCCUGUUGAUAGCACACCAUAAACCAGGAAGUGGGGCUGUCAGGGACCCCCCAUCAUUAGCCUCAAAGCUGAGCAAAUUGCCUCUUAUUAACUCAAAUCUUGAGGAAGAUCCUGAAGACGUCCGUCAAGGGUUUCACAAAUAUUUGGGAAAUGUUCUGCGGAUGUUAUCAGAAAGUCAGGAACGUGAAGAGAUGUCAAUUAUUACAUAAUUAGAAUUUCUGUACUACACUGAAUGUAAAUCACACAAUAUACAUUGUGAACAUCAUAUA